Molecule: messenger RNA, 1649 nt
Organism: Octopus sinensis (East Asian common octopus)
Lineage: Eukaryota; Metazoa; Mollusca; Cephalopoda; Octopoda; Octopodidae
Product: tRNA (cytosine(38)-C(5))-methyltransferase
Exons: 9
Coding region: 31-1287 (418 amino acids)
Molecular function (GO): methyltransferase activity
Source: RefSeq, a predicted model, not a curated record
GUUUUCCAAUGACACCGGCUUGCUUUUAAAAUGGCCAUGAACAACAACACAUUUCGCGUGUUGGAGUUGUAUAGCGGAAUCGGGGGAAUGCACUUCGCUCUGCAAGAAAGUAAUAUCCCUCAUGAAGUUGUUACCGCUAUUGACAUCAACCCUGUGGCCAAUAAGAUUUACUCCUACAAUUUCCCACACACGAAUCUUCUGGAGACUGGCAUCGAAGGUUUGACUGCUGAUUGGUUAGAUCGUUUAGAUUUUAACAUGGUUCUUAUGAGUCCACCAUGCCAACCAUUUACAAGGGUUGGCAAAAGACUUGACACUAAGGACAGCCGAACUAGAUCUUUUUUACAUUUUCUUGAUUGCCUUCAAAAGAUGAAGUGUCCACCCUCGUUGAUGCUGCUGGAAAAUGUCAAAGGGUUUGAAGUGUCAGAAACAAGACAUCUUUUUCUGAAGACUCUCAAGGCCUGUAAUUACAAAUAUCAGGAGUUCAUAUUCACCCCACUACAGUUUGGUAUCCCAAAUAGUCGAUCACGAUAUUAUCUCGUAGCAAAAAAAUACCCAGGAAAGUUUUAUUUUGAUUUAACAGACGAAUUGCAGGAAGAGUUACCAGCUUGCUCUAAACAAUGGUUGCAUCACAUAGAGCCUUCUGAAGACUGUGGUGAGACCACUUGCCUGUCACAAGACAAAGACAUCAACUGCUUACUGACUUGUAAAACUGAAAAGGAAGAAAUUAGGGAUUUUUUGGACUAUUAUAACAAAUAUAGUACAAUCCUACACCAAGAAGAGUUUGAAAAUGGUAUUUCUUACCCUAACUGCAAGGCACUUAAAGGUUUCUUAGAAACUAAUCAAUCAAAAGAAUAUUAUGACCAGUUUCUAAUGCCAGAAAAGUACUUUUCAUUGUUUGUAAUUUUAGAUAUUGUCUGUCCUCAUUUACGUAAGAGUGUCUGCUUCACAAAAAGGUAUGGUCACUAUAUUGAAGGUGCCGGUUCCAUGAUUCAAAUGUCCACAGAUGGUCAAUCAGUAAAAGAUGCCUACGACUUGAAAAUGAAGACACAGCAGCUGAAGAACCGAAAGCAGUGGAGCGAGGAAGAAUUUGAUGUCGUACGGAAACUAAAGCUACGUUUCUUUACCCCAAGAGAGAUUGCUAAUCUCUUAUGUUUCCCUCACACAUUCGAUUUCCCUCCUGAAACGACGCUGCGUCAAAAGUACAGAGUCCUUGGCAACAGUCUUAAUGUACACGUUGUGGCCGUCCUUAUUAAACUUCUCAACCAGGACAGUAACCUAAUGUUAUAACACGAGUGGUGCUCUCUCUCCCUCAACCAAUCACAGACAGACAGAUAUAUAUUUAUUUUUAUAAGAUACACAUAAUGUAAAAUUUGAAUUAUGAGACUGGCUCUGUUCAGACAGAUUAUGUUCUGAUUUUUGUAGAGCCAUGUUUAUUUUUAUUUUUCAAAAUUUUAUCUUUGGCUUGCUAUUUUGUAAAACCAGAAAGAGAUAUAGAUAUUUCUUCAUUUUAUUCUUUUAUUAUUGUACUUCUUACUAUCCAAGCCAUACAUGAAAUUCUUUGCAUCUGCUGCUGAAUAUUAGCAGUAAGUAAAUUGAAUGAGAAAGGAGGAAGGUAACAACAAAGUUUGGUUUUAUGAAUUGGUAAAAAA